This is a messenger RNA of Adineta steineri, 633 nucleotides long. NCBI's taxonomy places the organism in Eukaryota, Metazoa, Rotifera, Eurotatoria, Adinetida, Adinetidae. The record is from the annotation of a GenBank genome assembly.
AUGGUUCUGAUGAAUAGUAUGUAUACACCUAUUUCACCGAUCGUUGCUAAUUAUGAAGUUGCAACUUUGUGGUCGAAUAUGCGGAAGGAAAUGCAUGUGCGAGGGGUGAAUAAUAAUGUAUGGAGUCCGACUCAUUUUGUGCCUCUCUUAGCACCAAAUCAGCAAUAUGAUUUUGAUCAUAGGAAUCAAUUAUUAUUAUCAAAUGUCAAAACUCCUGAAAAGAAAACAUUUAAGAACAAUACAGUCGCUCAAAUACGCAUGCCUGAAUUUGAGUCUUCUUUCAACAGACGUGUACGUAGUGAUACCAGUAUUGAAAGUGAACACACUAAACCAACCAGCCCAAAUGCAAUCGAGCAGGCUCAGGCGGACACAGAAGAAGAACAUGAAAACCGACUUUCUCUUCUGAGAGAACGUGCACGUCUAAGACGAGUUAAUCAGACGGAGGAACAACGUCAAAAUCGACUUGCGAAAGACAGAGAACGAGCUCGAUCUAGACGAGAAAGUCAAGCUGAAGAGCAACGACAAAGUCGACUCGAGCAAAAGAAAGAACGAACUCGAUCCAGACGACGAAAUGAAACAGAUGAUGAAUAUCAGUUAAGGAUCAAUUAUCAAAGGGAUCGAAGUCGAGCCUAA